CUUAUAAUAAUUUCGAAACUAUCAGUCGAAGUUCACGAUGAAAUACUUCGGCUCUGCUGUGCUUGCCUUGCAGCUCUUCCAUGAGACUGCUACAAGCAAACCCAUCACUCCUCGACAAUUGCCUACAAGAUCUGAAUGUCCAUCAGAGAGCAGUUACCCUACCGCUUUCAGUUUGCAAGCCAUAGAAGUAGCCACCAAUUCUACUAUGGUCCUAGCCCCAGUCGAUAACAUCUCCUUCGACGAACCCGGUACAUGGUAUUUAGGAGGCGGCACAGACUUUACCUUCAACCUCACAGACUACAAUUUAGCUAUAGGAAAUGCGCCCUGUGGUUUUCAAGGAUACGAAACGAGUAGUGGAACUUUAGGGGUUCCGAAAUGUUCUGUCCAACCUGGUGGGCGUGGACAGCUGAAUCCGUACUUUUCAAUUGGCUACAGCGACACAUUGGGCAUUUCAAUAUUGCAGCUUGCUCAUCCCAAUGUGACAGGUGCAGGCAGUGCCUGUGGUGAAUUUGCUACCAGCGAUUGGGGACCCUAUGGAGAGGUUUACAUGAAUAUAACAACGUGCGGAUCUUUUCCAGCAGGCUACGAUCCGAUCAUUGUUCAGAUCAUUCCUGUGAAUGGGACUCAAUCCUAGGAAACGUAAUAUAAGGAAAAAUCCAUAAGAAGAC
Mollisia scopiformis is the source of this 668-nucleotide messenger RNA. RefSeq lists its product as uncharacterized. The record is from RefSeq and is a predicted model, not a curated record. Bases 38 to 634 code for a protein of 198 amino acids. The transcript is spliced from 3 exons. NCBI's taxonomy places the organism in Eukaryota, Fungi, Ascomycota, Leotiomycetes, Helotiales, Mollisiaceae.